AUGAACUCUCCAAUCUACCCCUUUACCUCGGACAUGGUCUCUUUACCACCAAUUACCGAUUUCUCAUUCGUGGAGGCAAUAUGUGAUAAUCAAGGAAACAUAGAAGGUUAUUGUCUUUUUAACGAUGAAUUCUAUGAUGCAAAAGAUCUGGCAACAUGGUUCUUCCAGAAGGCAGUUUUGUCCUGUACUCCAUCCAAAGGGGGCAACUACAUUGUCAUGAUCAUUCAUUAUGAUAGCAAUUGGCUCUCUUUUGUUAGGGCAGGAGAGGGCAAGUGGCAAGUGGUCUCAACUUCAGCUAGAAGGGUACAAAAUCGGUAUGCAGACUGUGCAUACCACAAUGGGAGUUUUUACACUGUGACAUGCCAUGGAAUAGUAGAGAAAUAUUAUCUUGAUGGACCGAAUGGACCAACAAAGGAGGCAAUUAUUGCACAUAGUACCUAUUCAAGUGUUCUUACUAGGAACUUGGUGUCUACACCAUGGGGUGAUCUCUUGCAAGUCCGGGCCAUUUCUGCAAAUCGUGUGGAUCGUGUGAGAUUUCAAAUUGCCAAGGUUCAUCCUGAAGGAUGCAAGAAGGUAUCACCGGACGACUUGGUAGAGCAUGCAAUAUUCGUUGGACUGAAUCACUCGACAUGUUUACCCUCGAAGAAUUUCCCAGGUUUAAGACCUCAAUGUAUCUAUUUCUCAUCUCCUUGGAUGACAGCGACAUUUGAUUUGGUUGCCCGUUGUCGUGGAUGGGGAGGUGUAAGGUCAUAUGACAUAGAAAGAAGAGUCUUUGAGCAUGCUUUUCCCUUCGUAGGGAAUACUUGGGGCCAGUGUGUCUUCGGAAGCUCGUAUGUGUCAUAA
This is a messenger RNA of Triticum turgidum subsp. durum (durum wheat), 843 nucleotides long. NCBI's taxonomy places the organism in Eukaryota, Viridiplantae, Streptophyta, Magnoliopsida, Poales, Poaceae. The record is from the annotation of a GenBank genome assembly.